GGAAGGCAGUGCUCUAUAGGUAUGUAUGUAUAAGCAGCAGAAACAGAGCACAGAAGAUUCCUUACAUACAAGACAAAAUGGAGCCCCCAGAAGAAUACCUGUUCAAACACAGAGGAUGUUAUUUUGCAGCAAAGUUGGUCACACCUGAAGGCAUAGAUUUACUGGAGGAGUUUGAAAUCAGAGAUAGUGAUGUGUUCCUAGCUACAUAUCCCAAAUCAGGAACUGUGUGGACGCAGAAUAUUUUGAGUUUAAUUUUUUAUGAAGGCCAUCGCAAUGGAACAGAAGAUAUUGUAAUAAUGGAUAGAGUCCCAUGGCUGGAGUGCAAUGUAAAGAAUCUGGAUUUAGCCAAUCUGCCAUCACCUCGUCUCUUUUUCACCCACCUGCCUUACUAUUUGGUUCCAAGAGGUCUGAGAAACAGAAGAGGAAAAGUGAUUUAUGUUGCCAGGAACCCUAAGGAUGUCAUGGUUUCUUAUUUUCAUUUUUCCAAGUUCAUGCUUGCCCUUGAGACAAUACCAGAUUUGAAUACUUUAAUGGAGAGGUUUCUUUCAGGGAAAGUGGUUUAUAGCUCAUGGCUGGAUCACAUCAGAGGCUGGUAUACCCACAGAGAGGAUUUCAAUAUUCUCUUCCUUACCUUUGAGGAGAUGAAGAAGGAUCUCAGAAGUGCUGUGCUGAAAAUCUGCAACUUCUUAGGCAAGCACCUGAGUGAAAAGGAACUGGACUCUGUUGUGGAGCAGGCUACAUUUGAAAACAUGAAAAGAGAUCCUAGAGCAAACUAUGAGUUCCUGCCAGACACUCUCGUAGAAAAAAGCAAAGGACAAUUUCUUCGCAAGGGCACCGUGGGAGACUGGAAAAAGAUAAUGACAGUGGCACAAAGUGAGAGGUUCGACAUGGCUCUUAAGGAGAAAAUGAAAGACCUGCCCUUCAACUGCCUCUGGGAUAGUAAUGAGGAACUAUAA
This is a messenger RNA of Alligator sinensis (Chinese alligator), 956 nucleotides long. RefSeq names its product amine sulfotransferase-like. NCBI's taxonomy places the organism in Eukaryota, Metazoa, Chordata, Crocodylia, Alligatoridae. Gene Ontology annotation, cellular component: cytoplasm. Gene Ontology annotation, biological process: sulfation. Gene Ontology annotation, molecular function: sulfotransferase activity. The coding region runs from base 78 to 956 and encodes 292 amino acids. The record is from RefSeq and is a predicted model, not a curated record. The transcript has 7 exons.